Molecule: messenger RNA, 1659 nt
Organism: Cricetulus griseus (Chinese hamster)
Lineage: Eukaryota; Metazoa; Chordata; Mammalia; Rodentia; Cricetidae
Source: RefSeq, a predicted model, not a curated record
UUAAGAUGGAUCCUGACUACAGAACCCAGAGUGUUCCCUGGGAGAUGCCCAGAGAUAUGUUUCCAAAACAAGAAUAUGGAUCAGAGUUCAGAAUACUAUCUCAAUGGGCUGCAAGCCCAUGAGGAUUGUGGGACUUGCUAGUAGAUAGAAUGGUCUCCAUCUAGAUGCUGCUGAGUUUACUAUGAAGUUCCGUUUUGCCCCUCUGCCUGCAGAAGGAAGCUGUCCCCAUCACCUACUAUGGAACCAGUCAUUCAAUGACAAGCGUAAAAAGAGCUUCAUCUUUUCACGAAAAUUCCCAUUCUACAAGAACAAGGAGCAGAGUGAGCAGGAAACCAGUGAUCCUGAACGGGGACAAGAAGAUCUCAUUCUCUCCUAUGAACCCGUUACAAGGCAGGAAAUCAACUAUACCCGGCCAGUGAUUAUCCUGGGCCCCAUGAAGGAUCGAAUCAAUGAUGACUUGAUAUCUGAAUUUCCUGAUAAGUUUGGCUCCUGUGUGCCUCAUACUACGAGGCCAAAGCGUGACUACGAAGUCGACGGCAGAGACUAUCAUUUUGUCAUUUCUAGAGAACAAAUGGAGAAAGAUAUACAAGAGCACAAAUUUAUAGAAGCUGGCCAGUACAAUGACAAUUUAUAUGGAACCAGCGUGCAGUCUGUGAGAUUUGUAGCAGAAAGGGGCAAACACUGUAUACUUGAUGUAUCCGGAAAUGCGAUUAAGCGGUUACAAGUUGCCCAGCUCUACCCCAUUGCUAUCUUCAUAAAGCCCAAGUCUCUGGAACCUCUGAUGGAGAUGAAUAAGCGCCUAACAGAGGAACAGGCCAAGAAAACCUAUGACCGGGCAAUUAAGCUAGAACAAGAAUUUGGAGAAUAUUUUACAGCUAUUGUCCAAGGAGACACCUUAGAAGAUAUAUACAACCAAUGCAAGCUUGUUAUUGAAGAGCAAUCUGGGCCUUUCAUCUGGAUUCCCUCAAAGGAAAAGUUAUAAAUUAGCUACUGCACCUCUGACAACGACAGAAGAGCAUUUAGAAGAACAAAAUAUAUAUAAUAUAAUACUUGGAGGCUUUUAUGUUUUUGUUGCAUUUAUGUUUUUGCAGUCAAUGUGAAUCCUUAUGAAUGUACAACACAAACUGUGUGAAGCCAUGAAGGAAACAGAGGGGCCAAAGGGUGGGACAGAAAAGACAUUACAGUAUGCAGGAAGGCUUUGGUUUGCUCAAAGUACCAGGUGUAAGGACGAACCUCUGAUGGGCUCUCUGCCCUAGAGAUAGGCAGCCUUCUCACCCCAGCAGAUGUCCAGAGUUGAUUUAGCUGCUGAGCUCUCUGUUUUUUGCUUUAAGAAAAGUUGCCAGCACUCGAACCUCACCAACCUUCCCCUUCCCCACCUCUGUAAUUGGUACACUUUGAAUUUUAUAACUAUGCACAUCCUUUGAUUUCUUAACAAGCAAAGGAAAUAAGGAAACCAGAAAAGAGUCCCUUUGGAGACGACAUACUAUCUGGGGAGGAUGAUUGCUUAGUUUCCUUGGCUGGCAUGUGCAAAGACAAGUGCGUCAUAAUAUUGACAACUUGUGUGGAGAAUGAACCUUACUGAGGAGGGAUCCACCUGGACUAGCUUUAUGAUUGUCGAUUGUCUAUUUUGCCAUUUAUAAGCUGAAAGAAGGCACUAAA